AUGAACACAACAUUCUUCUGUUUGUCAAUUAUUCUUAUUCUUAUUUCACCAAUUCAAUCCGCGAUUUAUCGAAGAGCAAUUCAAGAUUACCAUCAACCAACACAUCAUCAAUAUUAUUAUCAACAACAACAACAACAUCCACACGUAGUUCAUAAUGUUGUAACAGAUCGUUUAGUUGGAGGACCAACAAGUUUGGGAUGGGCUCAAGUUCCACAUGUUUUGAGCCCAAUGUUCUCGCCGGUUUUUGGUGGAUAA
Messenger RNA from Caenorhabditis angaria, 255 nucleotides. Lineage: Eukaryota; Metazoa; Nematoda; Chromadorea; Rhabditida; Rhabditidae. The record is from the annotation of a GenBank genome assembly.